This is a messenger RNA of Neltuma alba, 2071 nucleotides long. Its product is annotated as E3 ubiquitin-protein ligase RFI2. Lineage: Eukaryota; Viridiplantae; Streptophyta; Magnoliopsida; Fabales; Fabaceae. Gene Ontology annotation, molecular function: ubiquitin-protein transferase activity. The transcript has 6 exons. The record is from RefSeq and is a predicted model, not a curated record. The coding region runs from base 266 to 1540 and encodes 424 amino acids.
UAAAGAGAUCGAUUGAGAGGGACGGACUCAGAAAGCUGAUUUUUCCUUUUUACAAUCAGAUUGCGUUUGCCCACCAAAAACGAUCCUCGUCCUCCUCCUCCACUCCUGCAACAAUUCAGAUCUCAGUUUUACUUGGAUACUUUCACGUUUUCCCGGCAUAUUUGCGUGUUGGCGGCGUACAUCCUUACCGAGACGGAGAGAGGGCAGAUAUUAAAUCGUGUUAUCUCUGCUCGCAAAAUUAGGGUUUCGAAGCUUCUGUUGUGGUAUGGGUCUUGGAAUCGAUGACGAUGUGGUGGUUGAUGAUGGCGACGGGGAUGCUGGCGCUGGAGGCAAGUCCUUUGGUUCAGUGUCGUGUUCAAUCUGCCUUGAGGUUGUCGCCGAUAAUGGAGACAGAUCGUGGGCCAAGCUUCAAUGCGGUCAUCAAUUUCAUCUGGAUUGCAUUGGUUCAGCAUUCAAUAUAAAAGGGGCAAUGCAAUGUCCCAAUUGUCGGAAGAUUGAGAAAGGCCAGUGGCUUUAUGCUAAUGGCUCUCAGUCUUACCCAGAAUUAAGCAUGGAUGAUUGGGCGCAUGAUGAGGAUCUUUAUGAUCUUAGCUACUCUGAAAUGUCUUUCGGGGUUCAUUGGUGUCCAUUUGGGAGCUUGGCCCGACUUCCUCCAUCUUUUGAGGAAGGGGAAUUUUCAUCAACUGCAUAUCAUGACAUAGUGGGACAACAUGCUAUAUUUGCUGAACAUACAGCAUCUGCUAAUCAUCAUUGUCCAUAUAUCGCGUAUAUUGGACCAAUACAUCCAUCUUCGUCCAACUCUGCUGGAACGGUUUCAGAAGCUUCUAACUUUACCAACCCCUGGAAUGGCCCAUCUUUGCCUAAUGACAUGCCAGCUUCCUACACUUUUCCUGCCGUGGAUCUCCAUUAUCACAGUUGGGAACACCAUUCUGGGCCUUUCUCUACUGCCAGCAGUCGUCUAGCUGCUGCUGAUCAGCCUUCGAUAUCACCUGCCAGCCAAAGGCCAGCCAGGGGUGGUUUGGAUGUACCCAGAUCAGGAUCUUUUAUGCAUCCUUUUCUUGUUGGGCACAGCGCUGCUGCGAGAGCUGGAAGCUCAGCUGCUUCCUCAAUGAUCCCUCCUUAUCCAGGCAGCAAUGCUCGGGCACGUGAUAGAGUCCAAGCUCUUCAGGCGUACUAUCAACAGCAUCAACCAACUAAUUCAGUUAUGAGGACGCCUAUGUCUUCUGGAACCCGAAGAUCUAGCAGUCAUAGAGGAUCAGCACAGUUAGCACCGGUGGCCUCAUCACCAGACCAAGGUGGCGGCUUCUUUCUUGUUCCACCAGGUUCAUCAGGACGCAAUUUUCAAGAAGAAAACCACCUACCAAGUCGCUUCCAUGCAUGGGAAAGAGAUCCCUUGCCUUCCUUGUCGUCAAACCACGUUGAUAGAGAUUCCGGUUGGGUAGCGUACCACCAACCCCUUGGUGGGUCAGACCCAAGCAUGAGACCAUUAGGAUUUCGAUUAAGGCACGGUUCAGAGAGAAUGCCCUCGCAAAAUCGGUGACAUGCUUGUUUCCCUGCGAAGAAAACUUCCCACUAGUAGGGAAAUAUCAAAAUUUUAUAUAUGCUUGAGAAAUGUUUAAGUAAUGCUUUGGCCUUUAGGUCUGUCAUGUCAUGGCAGGCUACAACUCCGGCUGGCCCUGGAAUUCACCUGGCAGACAGGUGGCAGUGUGAUUGAUGGACAUUAUCUUGCUCUACUUUCUUCUCCUCUGGGGGCAUAAAAUAAGAUGUUGUCUAAUUGGAGAAAUUGGGUAUUUGGGAGUUUGGGGCAUUGAGACGACUCGUUACGUUGAGCGGACGAGGCGGAGCCGCUGCUGGAUUUUAUACCUGACGUUCGUGCAAAUGCUGUGUAUUCAGAAUUUACGUACUGGAUCUUUACCUGCAUAUCGUGGUGAGGGUGAUUGUUGACGGUUGUGCAAGAGCUGGCCCAUUGUAUGUGAAUUGCAUGCAUGAAUGAUGUUCGAGUUCUAUGUUGGGUUAAAAGAAUUUAAUCUUUGGAUUGAAAAAUAUAGUCUUCGUAUUUUUUUGGUAUGAA